AGAAGAAGCGGCACAAAAGGGAAAACAAUAAUGCAGGCGAGGCGUCGUUUUUCUUUUGAUUGGAAAACCACGAAUCCGGAGUAGAAAACGUGCAACGUGUAAAAGUGGAGCACAUGCAGCUGGUCUUAUCAGCUUAAAAUAUAUUUCAAAAAUGGCCACAACUUUUGCAGGCUCAAAGUUCUCCAAACAUGUUCUAGUCGAAGAAGAAGAAGAGGAAGAGGAAGACGAGGAGGAGGAUUCUGCCGAGUCUGGAUCCACAUCCUCAUUCAGUUUGCAGGAGUGUAUCGAUGAGUUUCGGGCACGUCGCAUCCGCAGAGUCUCAACCCAAAGUCGCGACUGCGAAAACAACAACAAUAAUAAUAACAACAACAACACCAACAUGCCCCGGCAGCAGCCCCGAACUCGGAGGACCACAGAUGCGGACCUAAUCAACCAGAAUCGAUGCAACAAGGAGCAAGAGCGCAAAGGAAAACCCUGCCAGAAUGGCUUUUGCUACUGCUUCACCAGCGACAGCGGAGAUUGCGGCUCCACAGCGCCGCCACGUGACCAGCACGUGCGUUUGCCACGGCGCAGCAGGCGGUCCGAGAACUAUAAGCCCGCCAAGCAGAACAAUCUGGGCAGCCAGGGGCAGCAGGCGGGGAAAGGUCGUCACAGCGAACCGGCCAACAUAAAAUCCAGCUUCAAAACUCCACUAACCGCUGUCAGUCGCUUAAGUGCCGUGCGCGGUGACGAUGAACCGCUUAUACACAUCAUCCAGGAGCUGCACGCAAACUGUGUGGUUUCUGAGGUACGCGUAAAUCGCCAAAAACUUCCAGUCUCGGGCUCCAGUUCCAGUUGCCGACAUAGAAGCUCGCAUACAGUAAAAAGUGCCACUAAAAUGCAGUCAUACGAACCUAUUGCUUACAAGCCGUCAGCUCCAGUUUUGUCCAAUAUCAGCGAGCAGGAAUCAGCUAUUGAGGAAGAACAGGAGAAGGAAGUGCUGGCCACAGAGCCUUCUAGUCGCAGGAGCUCGCGUUCCCGCCGCAGUUCAGGAGCAGGUGGACGUCUUCUACAAAAGCGUCUAUCGCAGGGGCUAGUCAGCUUCAAGGCACGUGAUUCCCAACAACCGCCGCCAAAGCCUCCGCGUCGCAGCUCCCAAAGUCUGGACGGCAAGCUCUCGCAAUCUUCGCUCACCUCCACAAAUCCUUCGGUGCGGGAGGCGGAGCGAGUGCUGGACGAAUUCCUGCGCAAGCGUGGAGUUCAGGUGCCCGUUAGUAAACUAGACUUCUCUCGCAAGAAGGACAGCCAGCGCAGAUCCUAUCCCAUGGCUGAGGUAGAGAAGCCGAAGAGCCACAAGCAUCUGCCAAAUUGCCCCUCACUCAGCGAUAUCGAGCGAGUGGUGGAGUCGAAGCGGGGCUCGAAUUACGCUCGGAAUAUCAGACAGGAGAGUAGUCGGAAAGGUGCACCCUCUAAGGAGAUUAUUAUUGGAUGGAGAGAGCCCAAAAUCAACGACAUGCUAAACUACGAGGGAAAGUCAGCCAGCGACUUUAAAACCCAAGCUCCUUCGGCGGAACCGCAAGUGGCUGUUGGAUGGCAAAUGCCCAAAGUACAACCACAGCCUGUGGUUCCAAAAGUAUCGUUAGACACUGUAGAUGGAAGUAUGAGCGAGAACCUUGCCUCGAAUAUGGUGCAUAAGGAUACGCCCAUAAAGUAUCCGAGAGGAAUUAAAUCAGCAGGCGCUCAGGCUAGCCAGAAGUUCAUUUGGGGCGAACAGUGGCGAAAUCUUUCUCCCUGGAAGGGUAACAAGUCCAAAAGCCUUGGAAAAAAGUCAAAGAAUUUCCUGAAUAACUCUAAAAAGAAGAUUCUCCGCUUUGUGUCGCCAAAGAAAUCGAAUCAAGAGGAGUACCAGAGGGAGGAGCAGAUCAACACUACUCCGAAACAAUGUACUGUUGGCGUGCAAACCUCUACUUCGCAACUGGAUCUGCACUCCCAAUCUCCGCCGGGCAGCUACCAUUCGCCUAUGCAGACCACUCCAUCGGCAACAACCACAUCAACCCGCCAACAAUUGGAUAGGGAGCAGCCCUACUUUGAUUUCGAGCGUAAGGUGGAGGCUCCGACGCCUCCCAAGAAGCUGCCACGUGCCAACAGAGCUCGCAAGCUGGAUUUUCAAACGGAACCGCCACCAACUACGUAUCGUUCCUACCAGAAGGAUCUCGAUCAAGAUGUGACCAUCACCAAAAUGGGCUAUCUGUUGAGUAGCAUUCGAGCCAAGUUGGAGGCAAGUGAUGAGCGGGCACAAAGAACCUUUCGGGACUGCUCUCGGUUUGAUCCGCUUGAGCACAGUCAGUUACAAACCGAGAGCUUUGACUGCACAGACGGACCCAGCAGUCUGAUAACCACAUCUGUGGCCACUACACGUCUUAAUCGUGAUCUUGACAGCGAACCGAUCUACUCGGAGAUCGAGGAGGACUGCAUGCAAAUUAGAGGGAGUCCACAUCAUGAGGUUAGGACCGCAGCGCAGAUCACUAAUCCUACUCCAACUCCAACGGAAAGCUCAACGGCUUAUGUUAGUGAAUCCAUGCCGGUUCCAUCACCAUCACCAGUAGAUAUCAGUGCCAUGUACGCCAGAGUACAGAAGACGCCAAAGAACUCCCCGCAAAUGAAGUCCUUGGUUGUCCAGCCACAGAUUAAUGCUCAAGUUGUCCAUCCGGAGAUAAUUUCUUCGAUUAUCCAGCCACAGAUAAUUGAUCAGAAUAGACAGCCUAAGAAGGUCAUGCAACCAACGCCACCUCAAUUAACCAACCAGGCUGCUCAACCCAUGCAACCCGUUGCCUUGGGUCACUUUCUACACGAAUCCCUGAAGAACGGCAACUUCUUUCAAUUCAUGCCUCUGCCAGAAGAACCAAGUGGUACUGAAACCUCUUGCUCGGCCAGCCAAACAACUGAAUCCUCUGUGCUCCGUCAGCCGAAGCUAAAGUCGCCGCCUCCACUUACCCACCAAUCUCUGAACAAUAUCAGCGAGCAGCACUCGCCGCCCAAGAAGAAUCGAAAUCUCUCCCGAUCGGAACUUUCACUGCAGCGCAGCGAGAUCUUCCUGGACAAUCUGUGCCGCAGUGAACUGGUGCUGGAUCGCCUGGAAAAGGUGCCGAAUACCGAUUUAAAUGUGGACUCCGUUUCGUAUGAUAUGCCGAAUGAAGGCGCCGAUGAUUUGUACGCGGAUUACAGUUUGGGUGGGGCUGGAAGUGCUGGUAGCUCCUUUGUGACUAAUGAUUAUGGCUCUGGACAAAUUGGUCCUCAGCCGGCGAAUCAGAGUACGCCAAAAAAGAAGCAGAGUCAGCGGUUCACAACCAAGCCUUCACGCAAUCUUACCAUCGAUAUCAACGAUGGCCCAACCACGCCGCUGCGUAAAUUCGGUCAGAAUCUCAGCUUCAGUUGCCCCACAACUCCCCAGCAAGCGGAGCAGCUGGAUGUAGUGGAUCCCUCUGGCUUCCACAACAGCAGCAGCUUGGGUGAGCUGAUGCAGACUGUGCCCAAUCCCAGCGAUAGCCAGCUGAUGUCGGUCAGCGCCUUGGCUCGCUACCGCCUGCUAAAGAAUGCUUUGCGUCGAUCGUAUCGCAAGGGAAAGGACUUCUUCCUGGCGGAGAAGCAGCGACUGACUCACAGUCUCAAUUUCUCAAGGGACCAGUCAAAUCAAACGGAAGGAGAGCUGGACAGCAGCACCUACUAUGCUAGUUUCAAUCUGGAUUCCCUGCUGAACGAGUCCUUAAGUCCCAACGAGCAGUUGGCUCAAGCUGUGAGCAUAUGUCGCCAGAUGCCGGAAUUGGAGAUCUCGGCAGAAAUGGUGGAGGCUGAGCGACUGUUGCUCUUCUCCAGCCUGCGAAAGUCAGCUCCUCUUGGUUGCCAAUUAAGUGAGGAUGCUUUGGCGACAAGGAGGCAAAGCCAAUGCCUUCUGAUCGAUGCCAUGGAACUGCCAGUUAGGGCAGAUGUAAACCAGGAUAUGUUCUUCAACUACCACUACAUCUGCACCUUUGAGUGCGCAGGACGCAUUCGCUCCACUCAAUCGGUGGAGUGCCAGAAUGGUACCGCAUUCUUUCGGGAAUGUGGUUUGGAGUUUUAUAGCGGUGAAAAGGCGGAAUCCUUGGAGCUGCGCUGCCAGAUCUUUAUGUUGCGCCUGCGCAAGGUUUCCACACUUGCUUUGGAGCCUUCCAAGACGCUGCGACGGGGCAGUGGUAACUUGGGUUCCGCCAACUCUAGUUCUUCAGCAGGAUCUGUAAGCGAACAGAUCAUCUCCCGCUUUCGCCUGCACGCAUCCUUCACGUUGCGAGCCAUGGACCUGGCACCCUUUCAACUGGUUGCCAGUGAAACUAGAUCCACCGACAAGAUUUGCUUGCGCAGCUCGCGAUCCUGGCAGUUGCCCUUGAGGGCACACACAAAAUCCACGAAUGUGGGACCGGCAAUAUCUAUUACUGGGAGAGUAGACCUACGACUGCCCAAAAACCGAUUCUCUGGCUUUUUAAAUGUUCAGGACCCAAAAAACAAACACCACUGGAAUCGAAGAUGGUGCAGUUUGGAUGGCGUACAGUUAUCCGUUUGGCAACAUGAAAAUAAUCUUGGGGAUGAGGCACCCAUUUUCUCAUUGGAGUUGCCAGGAUGCGGACAAUCCUCGAUAGCUGCAGCUCCACGGGAACUAUGUGCCCGCGCCAGAAGCUUUCUACUGCAAGGAAAAGAAUCUGAUUACGAAUCGGGAGUCUUCUUUGCAGCCGAUACUCAAGCGGAGCUUUUGGAAUGGCUAACACACUUAAAUAAGACUCUGGAAUUCGCCAGACACUGGCUUAGCUCCACAUGACAGCAGCUGCAUUCCCUCCGAAUUUUUUACUUCUAUAUGUGUUCAAGUUUUCUAUUUAUAUUUUGUAAUAUUUAAGUUAUGCCCAAA
This is a messenger RNA of Drosophila ficusphila, 4912 nucleotides long. RefSeq lists its product as uncharacterized. Bases 152 to 4825 code for a protein of 1557 amino acids. The transcript has 8 exons. Gene Ontology annotation, cellular component: actomyosin contractile ring. Gene Ontology annotation, biological process: mitotic cytokinesis; actomyosin contractile ring assembly; septin ring organization. NCBI's taxonomy places the organism in Eukaryota, Metazoa, Arthropoda, Insecta, Diptera, Drosophilidae. The record is from RefSeq and is a predicted model, not a curated record.